Molecule: messenger RNA, 809 nt
Organism: Pediculus humanus corporis (human body louse)
Lineage: Eukaryota; Metazoa; Arthropoda; Insecta; Psocodea; Pediculidae
Exons: 5
Coding region: 40-807 (255 amino acids)
Source: RefSeq, a predicted model, not a curated record
CGGACAUUAAAAAAACGUGUCAUUAGAAACCAAAAAAAAAUGGCGGAUUUUAAAAUUUUACUCAUUGCCGUAUUGGCACUUUUUUCACUUGAGUGUCAAAGUGCUCAAGUUCCAAAAUCGGCAACAAAUUUGGAUUUACGUCUUUUCGUUGAAAACAGCGAAACCGUUGCUAAAACUCUUUUGUCAUCAUUAAACGAUGCUUUGGACAAAGUUAAACCAAAUGUUGACGUCAUGGUCGAAGAAUUGUCACCGGAAGCUAAAACUCUCGUUAAAGAAGCCGUGAAAGAAGGUAGAGAAAAAUUAGCAAAAGAACAAGAAAGAGUCAACGUCGUUUUCGACACAUUGAAUAAAGCAAUGAAAGAUUUGGAACCUACAAAAUCAUGCGCCGAUAAAUUUUCCGGACCUGGAAAAAAAUGGGCACACGAAACGGAAAAAAAAUUCGUUGAAGCUUAUGAAAAAGUCAUGAAAAAACAUGGAAAAGUUUUGGAAAAUCUUAAAGUCGGCGGUGAAAAAGUAUUGAAAAACGCAAGACAACUUUUCGACGAGAAAGUACCCAAAUUCGUUGCUUGCUGGACACCCGGUAAAAAAGAUAGCAAAGAAUGUGUCAACAAGGAAGUUCAAAGCACACUCCAGGAAGGUCUUAAACUCGUUUCCGAUUUGACGACACUCAUGCAAACAGCCGAUGCCGACCUUCCUCCAGUCAUGGAAGACAUGCUUGGAAAAUUAGCACCGGUUGCUUUGGGAGCCAUGACCGGUAUGACUGAUCUUAUGAACAAAUUCAGCGACUGCGUUGCCAACCUAAAAUAAAA